Molecule: messenger RNA, 5877 nt
Organism: Schistosoma bovis
Lineage: Eukaryota; Metazoa; Platyhelminthes; Trematoda; Strigeidida; Schistosomatidae
Source: the annotation of a GenBank genome assembly
UCAAUUCCUGGGAAUAAAAUGACACUGAAACAAAUCAACUUUAUUCCAUUCUUCUUUGAAAUAACACUGUUCUUUAAUCAAUAUAAAUUAUGUACACAUUUUAUAUUCAUUAUUUCAUAAUCAUUUCAAUGUUUACAAUAGUUCAUUCAAUCUUUUUAACAAGUAUAUUACAUUACUUUAUAAUAACAGCUGAUGAAAGUCGACCAAACGACAAUCAUAAUAAGGAUGUAUAUAAUAGUAAUAAUAAUAAUAAUAAAUGUAUUAUUAUAGAAGAAAUCCUGAUUAGUACAUUUGUAUGUGAUUUAAUGUUUCUUUAUGAUCAUUAUACACCGAAAAAUACAUCAAAGACUUCACUGAUAUUAAAUAUCUUAAAUGAAAAUCAAUAUUUUCAAAUUAUUGAUAAUCAUCAAUUAGUAACAAGAGGACGUAUUGAUCGUGAACAUUAUGUAUUUGAAAAAUUAUGCCAAAAUAUUCAAAAGAAUAAUAAUAUGCUAGUGAAUUUUGACGAGGAUUAUUCCUUAUUAAAUGAAGAUCUUACUGAUGAUCCAUCACAAAUUGACUGUACAAUUAUUUUAGAAUUUGCAUUAAUCAGUCAAAAUCGUACAUUUAAGCCAAUUUUAAUCAAUAUUCCUGUAAAUAUUCAAGAUAUUAACGAUAAUAUACCACGCUUUGAUCAAUAUACAAGUGGAUUAAAACUUGAAAUAAGUGAAGAUAUAUCAACAAUUGAUCAAUAUUAUGUAUCAUCUAUGUUAUCAUCAUUAUCGGUACCACAAUCAUCAGUAUCACCAUAUUGGAUGCCAUAUUUGACUACAGAAGGUCCCUUAAUUCACAAUAGCGGUAGUAGUAGUAGUGGUGGUGGUAAAAAGCGCGAAAUUGCUAUUUUACCCUUGGCAAAAGAUUUCGAUUAUGGAUUAAAUGGUACUGUAGCUUAUAAAUUAGAGGGUCCGGAUGCUGAAUAUUUCGAAUUAUUAAACCAUACAACAGAUUCCCGAAUUUCUAACUCAUAUGAUUCUAAACCUAAAAACAUUAAAUCCCUACAUCUUAUAAGUCGUUUCACUUUAGAUCGUGAACGUAAAUCCGAGUAUCGAUUAAUCCUUUUAGCUUAUGAUCAAUCUGAACAGUCUAAAUUACGUAAUACAGCUCAAUUACCAAUUAGCAUUUAUAUUAAAGAAGUGAAUGAAUAUGCACCAAAAUUCAAUUUCGGUAUUAAUAUUACUAAUCAACAAGGUAAUACUAUUCGACAACAACUAUUGAACACUGAUCACACAUUUAUUGGACAUUCUAAUCGAUUUCAUCCACAAGUACAAAUUAAAUCAUUUUCAUAUGAUUCCAAAUUGAUUGUAGGUGAACAACAAAACCAAGACCGGGUCGAAGAUAACAAUCAUAUUAAAUUAUCAGAUUCCAAUUAUUUAAUUCUUGGAUUACCUGAAGAUAUCAAUGUUGGGAGUCGAAUCUAUCGUGUACAAGCAAUUGAUUUCGAUUCAAUUGAUUUCUCUACGAUUAAUAAUCCAUACCAAUCUUAUCAAUCAACACAUCCUAGAAUUACUGUACAUUACUUUAUUGCACAAGAAACUGAUCUCGGAGUUAAACAUUAUUUCCGUUUAGGGAAAGAAGAUGGUUGGAUAAUAUUGAUACAACGAUUAGAUUACGAAUCUGGUCCACGUAAUUAUAUAUUGCCUAUUGUGGCAAUUGACUUUGGACGUCCACAGUUGAGUAGCACACUAACACUUACUAUACAAGUAUUAGAUGUCAAUGAUGAAGCUCCGAGUAUUACUAUACGUGGUAUUGAAUCGACUAAUAUAAAUCAUAAUAAUUAUCAACGUACAAUUGGACAUUCAACAAUGGACAGUUUUAAUCCUACUCAUUUUCAAAUAUUAGCUGUAAGAGAAAAUUCUCCAAUUGGUACUUUUAUCGCAAAGGUGUCUGCUAGAGAUCGAGAUACAGGAGCUUCAGGAGAAGUGGAAUGUUACUUAAGUGAAGCAGAUAACUUUGGUCGAAGAACUCAGGAAUCUGGUAGUUCACUUGAAUCGGAUUAUUUAAAAGGUCUUCAAAAUUUUGCGUUACACCAUGUUGAAGAUGAUUCAAUUCAUUCAGCCACUAUAACAAACAACAUUGAAUCAACAGUAUCAUCCAGUUAUAUUCAACACAAACAGUCCAGUGUAUUAGGACGUCAUGAUACUGAGUACAUACUUAUGACAAAGACAAUUCUAAACAGAGAAGCUAAAAAUUUCUAUUUUAUUUAUCUUACAUGUCAUGAUCAUGUUGAAAAAAAAUCUUACUUGAGUUAUUCUUUACAACCCAAUAAUAAUAUACCUUCAUCAACUUCAACAAAACGUCUUUCUUCAACAAAAUUAUUAAAAAUCAAUAUUUUAGAUGAAAAUGACAAUGGACCACAAUUUGAUCGUUUACGUUAUGAAGUGAAAAUCUUAGAAAAUUCCAUUGAAAAUACUGAAUUAAUUAAAUUAAAUGCGAUUGAUAAAGAUGAAGAAAGUCAUAUAGGCUAUCGAUUUGUUCAAAUCACUGAUCAAUUUAUACAAAAUUAUACCGAUUUAAAUUUAAGCACAAUUUAUGCACAUUUUAAAAUUGAUUCAAGAUCCGGUAGAAUUAAAACAACCAAUAUACCAUUAGAUAGAGAAGUUAAAGAUUCAAUGAUAAUACCUGUUAUAGCAUAUGAUGAUGAAUUUCCAAGUAGAACAUCACAUGCAUGGAUACAUGUGGAAAUAGAAGAUGUUAAUGAUAAUAUACCCAAAUUAACAGGGAAUACAACUUUUUGGAUAGAUGAAGAAGAUACAACUAUGGAACAUUUGAUCAAUGGUGGUAACCAUAAUCGAAGUAGUAGUAGUAGUAGUACUACAACUUUAGGUACAAGACAAUAUCAUUCAACAAAUCACCACAUAUUUAUUGGACGUUUAAAUGGUGAAGAUUAUGAUAUUGGAGAAAAUGGAAAAAUCAUCUUUAAAUUAGGCUAUGAAAAUCAAUAUAAUAUUAAUAGUCCAAAAUGGUUUUUACGUUCAGAUGGUAAUCUAUUUGUUCAAUCCAUUAGAAUGUACAAUGAUAGAAAUAUUGAUAAUAAUAAUAAUUAUUAUUAUUUAGAUCGUGAAAAAACACCUUUUUAUGAAAUACCAAUUAUAAUUAGUGAUUUAGGUAAAAAUCCUACUUUAUCUUCAACAGUAACCAUUACAAUUAGUUUAAGAGAUGUGAAUGAUAAUUCACCAAAAUUUUUAAAACCAUCAUAUAAUAAUAAUAAUAAUAAUUUAAAUCUAAGUCAUAUUCAUGCUGAUCAUGAUCAUACUCGAUCAACUUUAAAUGAUCCCAAUUUGAAAACAUUAACUAUACCAACUGAACGAAUUAAUAUAUACAAUAUAGAUAAUACAAAUCCUGGUACAUUAAUUUAUACAGUUCAUGCAAUUGAUUUAGAUGAUGGUGAUAAUGGUAAAAUUAUAUAUAAACUUGAAGCAUAUGAAGCUGAAGAUUGUGGGAUACCAUCAAGACGAAAUUAUGCCUUAUUAUAUAUUGAUUUUAUAAAUGAAAAACAAAAUAAACAAAUAAUGAACAAUAAUAAUCAUGAUCAUGAUAAUUCAUUAUUAAAUAUCAAUCAUAAAAACAUAAAAACUAACUUAGAUACUAUUGAUCAAUUAAUGAAUUCAUCAAUUGAUUUGAAUGAAUAUCAUAAAAAUCAAUAUAUGGGAUUUUAUUCAAAUAGGAAUAUCAAAAUCCAUAGUAACAAUAAUAAUCAUAAUCAUAAUAAUCCACAAUUGAAAUUAUUGGAUAGUGAUAAACAACAAAUAAAUCAUCAUCAAUCAAAUUUAUUAUCUACAUCCAAAAUGAAAUAUACUCAAUCAAUGAAUAAAAAAUUAUCAUUCAAAUCACCAUCAUUAAUUCAAUUACAAAAUAAUCAACAAAAUAAUAAUGAUUUAGAAAGAUUAAUACCAAUUUAUGAAAAUUCUAUAAAUACUGAACCAAUGGAAAUCAUUAAUCCAUAUCAAAAUAGUACUGAAUUAAUUACUGGUUUAGGUAUUGGAUUAGUAAUUAUUAUUUUAGUAUGUUUAUUAUUAUUAAUAACUUAUGCUUUACAUGGUGUACAAACGAUUCGAUUAAAUAGAAAUGGACUUCAUAUUGAUCGUAAUAAGUUACAUAAUAACACUAUGAAACAAUAUCAAUAUAAAAGUGAUAAAAGCAACAAUAACAAUCAUAACAUGAACAAUCAAAUCGAUGGAAAAAACAACGAUCAUACCAGUAAAUGGAAACAUUUCUGUAAUGUUAUACAAUUGGUCAUCAACCGUAAUCGUCCGUCGAAUAAUGAAACAAUGCCGAAAAGUAUUAAAACCGUGAACUCUUCAAAAUCAUAUGCAUUAAAUCAAGAUAAAAAUAAAUCAUAUAAUGUACUCGGUAUGACAAUGGAUAUACCAUUUUCUAAUGAUUGGGAAAGUGUUCAUAGUGAAUUUAAUCCAACCAAUCCAAAUCAAAAACAGAUUAGUAAUGAUAAAAAGCUUAAUUAUGCUAACAAAACUAUGAAUCAUCAAUGUAUUUAUCCACAAAUAAGCACAUUUGUACCUGUAAUGAAUUCUGUUGAAAUGGAUACAAUGUGUAAACAUGAUACUUGUGAAAUUUCACCUAAUGAUACAAUUAAUACUGUUGGUAAUACAAUUACUACCAAACAUAAUCAACUUUUACAGACAAAUAUUUCACAAGAUGAAUCACAACCAGAAUUACAUAAUACUAGUGAUGGUAAUAGUAAUAAUAUUAAUAAUAAUGAAUCUAACAGUAAUCGUUAUCCACGUAUUUAUACUGUUUGUACAGACGGUAUUCUACCAAUAUCAGAUUAUAUGACAUUAAAUCUUCCAGAUAAUCAUAGUCAUUAUGUUAAACAUUUGAUGCCGGCAAAUUGUCAUUUUUUAACAAAUAAUAUAGACUUUCAUAGAUCCAAUAUGACUGUACCAAAAGUUUCAUUUCCGCAUAAUGAUGAUAUUUAUCUUCAUCGUCAUCAUUAUCAUCAUCAUCAUCAACAUCAACAUCAUCAACAACAUCAUGAGCCGUUAAUGAAUACAUCAAAUGAAUUGCAUAAUCAAUCUCUUCUUCUUACUCAAACUCCUGUAACCUAUUCUUCUUCAUCAUCAUCUUCAUUGAAUUAUUGUACUUCACCAGGACAAUAUUGUCGAAUACCAUCAACAAUAAAUAAUAGUAAUAAAUUAUCAAAUUCAUUAAAAAAUUGUACAAAACAACAUGUUAUGAUAAAUAUAUCAAAUGAUCAAAAUCAAAUAAAUAUUGUGAAAAGUACAGAACAAAUAAAUAAGAUGUUAAAUAAUAUAAAUCAACAAAAUAUUCCGGAGGAUUCUUUCAAAGCGAAUUCCUUGAAAUCGGGCAGUUUUGUAUAACAAUAAUAAUAAUAAUAAGUACUAUUAUGAUCAUGAUUACUCUGUCAUUAUAGUUUUUCUCUGUGAACAUAUUCACUAUUGUUUUCCAUCAUUUUAAUCUAAUGUUUAAUCAUAUUCAUUGAAUUAAGUUAUUUAAGGUAAAAGAAAAAGAACAAACAAACAAACAACCGUUUAAAUAUUUCAAUAUUCAAUGUAUCAACAGGGUUUUUUAAUUGUUUUGUUUUAUUUACCUUCUUCUUCUAUUCGUCCUUCAUUAAGCACAAAAAAUGUGUUCUUUUAAAACACUUUCCUCAUUAUCUUUAAUAUAUCGAAUGGAAAUAUAUAUAUAUGUAUGUGUUUGUCUAUUUGUUCGCUGUUUUGUUUUUUUGAUCAUGGCAUUCAUAACGUUGUAUUAUUUAAAUGGAAAAAAUUUUUGAAAUAGGUUUCUUUGUAAAUGGGAUUCUCAGCAAUAAUAUGAAUACUAUAACCUGUUUGUGUUUUGUUUUUGAUGGAGUUUUGUUCG